Messenger RNA from Dicentrarchus labrax (European seabass), 5722 nucleotides. RefSeq names its product FHF complex subunit HOOK interacting protein 1A-like. Lineage: Eukaryota; Metazoa; Chordata; Actinopteri; Moronidae. Bases 373 to 3900 code for a protein of 1175 amino acids. The transcript has 18 exons. The record is from RefSeq and is a predicted model, not a curated record.
GCCAGCGGAGCAGUGAUUGACGGCUGAGCGGAUUAAAUCCUCAGCAGCGGAGCGGCCGGUCAGAAACGGCCCGAAAGGACUCCACCGUCCGGGUUUAAAGAGGAGACAGGUCCGGAUCGAAGCGGGUUGUGGACUCUAACAGAGUUUAAAGCUGUUUUACUUUAGUUUAUUGUAACCAGGAGCAACAGAGAGAGAGAGAGACAGUCCUACAGCCGAGGACGGCGGGCUCGCUCGUCCAUGUCGUGCCAGCAGCAGCAGCACAGAGGCCAGACGCUGCCCAGGGAAAGAGCCUGAUGCCCCCGGGUCCUUACAACAGCCACCGUCCCACACACUGAGCCGGAACAUGCUAUAGCCACCUGACUGCCAAUCAAAAUGAUGGCCUCGGUGGUUGUCGGGGGCAACCGGAAGAAGUCUCUCACACUGAGAGGCGUGGACCCGGAGACCUGCAUGAUCGUGUUUAAGAACCACUGGGCUCAGGUGGUGAAGAUCCUGGAGAAACAUGAGCCGGGUCGUAGCGGCACCGGCGCACUGAGCUUCCUCUCCGGUCAUGGUAGCAGCUCCGGAGCGUUACGCCUCGGUCCCAUCCCGGCUGACGAGGCCAGCGCCGUCCAGAACUACGUGGAACACAUGCUCUUCCUGCUGAUGGAGGAAGAGGCGGGGCAAGGAGGAGCGAUGGGUCCAAUCCUGGAGUUUGUGGUUCUGGAGGGCGUGAUGGAGAGGCUGUUUCUGUGGAGCCUCAGGAGACAGUUUACUGAGGACAUGAAGCUGGAGCAGCUCAGGAUGUACCAGAUGCUUCUAUCUCAGGCCAGACAGCCUCUACUGCACCACAAACCGGUUCUACGACCGCUCAUGAUGCUGCUGGCCUCCUGCGCCGGACCUGGAACUGACAGCGGCGGUGUGGUGGAGGCGGAGCUGGUCCUCCUGUUGAACCAGCUUUGUGUGGCUCUGGUCAAAGAUCCCUCAGUGCUGGAGCUGUUCUUCCACACCAGCGAGGACCAGGGAGCUGCCAACUUCCUGCUCUUCUCCCUGCUCAUACCGUACACACACAGACAGGGUUCGGUUGGCCAGCAGGCCAGAGACGCUCUGCUGCUCAUCAUGUCUCUGUCGGCCUCCGAUCCUCGAGUCGCCCAGCACAUCGCCGAGAACACGUACUUCUGUCCUGUGCUGGCCACAGGUCUGUCUGGUCUGUACUCGUCUCUUCCAGCCAGGCUGCAGGUUUACAGUGAAGACUGGCACUGUCUGGACCAGGCUGACUGGCAGCAGUGUUUGGGUCAACAGGUUCCUGCUCUCGUCCACUUCCUGCACUCACUGGACUUCUGUAGCGCUGUUACCAAGGUUGCUCACCCCUCCAUCCGGUCUCAGUUGCUGGGUUACAUCUACAACGGCUUCCUGGUCCCCGUACUGGCUCCAGCUCUGCACAAGCUGACGGUGGAGGAGGUGAUGACCACCACGGCAUACCUGGACCUGUUCCUGCGCUCCAUUCCCGAGCCCGCCCUCCUCCAGACCUUCCUGUCCUUCAUCCUGCUGCACACACAUGACAACGUGCACAUCCUGGACACACUGGUCAGCAGGGUCAACACACCUUUCCAGUUGGGUACGGUGUCGCUGGCUCUGUUCAGGACCCUGAUUGGUCUCUUCUGUGAAGACGUAAUGCUGCAGCUGGUGUUCAGGUAUCUAAUUCCCUGCAGACACCUGAGCAGGAAGCAGUUCUGCUCCCUAAAGCAGAGGGACUGUUACUCCUCCAGUGCCGCCUCCUUCCUGCUUCUCAUGCCUUCCUGGUGUCCUGGGAACCUCCACAAUACUAACACACAUUCAGAGCACAUCCACUGGCCCAAAGGAGCAGAUCUGUCAGUGUCAGACAGUGUUGGUUACUGUCGUGGUUCAGACUUUCUGAUGGAUGUAAAUUAUCUCCACUACCUCUGGGACGCCCGCCAGGCCAUCUCCACUUCCCACAGGGCAUGUCAGCUCUGGUCGGCUCCGUAUGACGGGAUCAACCCUUUGCCUCAAGAAUACCGAUCUGACACACCAGGGGACGACAUAGAAGAUGAGGAAGAGAUCGUACCGCGAGCCAAGAGUGACUCCAUUAGCUCUUUGGUCGUCACUCCUCCCCCUUUGACCCUCUCCCCGACCCUGUCCUCUUCAGAUACCAUCUCCACGGGCAACCAGGCAGGAAGAGCCAGUUCUGCCCUGGAGCUGGAGUGGGAUGACAUUUUUGCAGAUGACGAUCUAUCUUUAUCAGGGGUACUAAGCACAACAUUCGCAAAUGGCAGCAUGACCAUGGAUGUGGACCGAUGCACUUCUACACCUGCACCCCCUCUACCUCCUCGACACAUCCAGGAGAUGCGACGCACCGCGACCAAGCUGGUGCAUGGCUCGUAUGUAGAGGAAUCUGAGUUUCAGGACGAUGUUCUGGUCUACAAUCUUGUCGCCCAGACUGAUACAAAGGCGGCCAUUUUGGAGCGAAUCAUGGCAGCAAAUAGACGGGCCCGCGGAAGCAUCUCAAAUGGCCAGCGAGUGUCAACAACAACAACGACAACAACAAUAGCAACAAUGUUAACGACCACAGGUAGGACGGUAAUGGAAACAGUGAACAGUAUAAUGUCGACAAGGAGGUGGAGCGAGGAUGCAGGCAAAGAGGAAAGAAGAUGGAGUGACGAUUAUGGGCAGAAGGUGAGGAGGAGGAGUGAGGACUGUGGAAAGGAGCUGUGGAGAAGGAAAGAGGAAGGAGAAGAUGAGAUAAGGAGGAUGUGCGCACAAGGAGAGCCAAAAGGACGUCAGUUUUUCACCAAUGGUUUUAAUGCAAAGCAUCAUAUCAUCGACGAAUGUGAUGACACUGAUGAAGCCAACAAGCCAUUUAAGCAAAACUGCAACCAUGGUGACCUCAUAACUACUGUCAAACACAAGCACACACCUCACCAGCAGCACAUACACCACAACACACAACAUCCCAUGCCACAGUCAAUGAAAAACACUUUACCCAACGGCCAUUCUGAAUCUGAGCCACGUGACCCUUUGGUCUCUGCAACUGCUGCCAAGUCUCCAAAUCUGCCUGGUAAUAAUGUCACCAAUAAGGAUGACUUCCUGUCCCGAUACCACAAGCUCAUGCUCUCUUUAGGUGUGGAGCCAGACUGUGACGACAUCACAGAUGACAUCAGCACGUUCAGGAAGCGGGUCCGAGAGCUGAGGCAGAAACUAGAAGAGGAGGAGGAAGGACUUGACGAAGAAUUAGUUUAUAGUUCCUUGUGGGAUGACAGAGAGGAGGAAGGAGAGGAGGAGGUGAUGGAGGAGGAAGAGGAGGAAGGGGAAGGAGAGGAGAGGAGGAGUGGCAGUAAGAAAGGCAGCAGGAGACAUGGAGUUCCAUUUACAGGUCCGUUCAUCAGCGUCCUGUUGUCCAGGCUGGAGAACCUUCUGGAAAACUCCAUUGCUGUGAACCUGCUGGUGACGGGCAUCCUGGCCCAGCUGGCGUCAUACCCUCAACCUCUGCUGAGGUCCUUCCUGCUCAGCACAGACACACACAACCUGCCCAACGUACGCACACUGUACCAGGUGUUGGUGUCGGUGAAUGCUCAGAUCGAGCGCUACGUGGCGGCUAGACCAGAAUAUCCUGCCCUGGUCACUCAGGCCUGGAGGUUCUUGUUGGCGAAAGACCAAGACAGCAAGUUUAGAGAGUGCCUCCAGCCUCAGGGCGGCGACAUCAUCCUGGACCCGUCGCUUCCUAACGGCUCCGUGAGGAACGCUCUGGCUUUGCCUCCUCUUAGCGUCCUGCCGCCCUGCCCUCCUAUUCCCCCCCAAGCCAAGAGCCGAGUGUUCGCCAUCGUCCUGUACGCAGAGUUCCUGAAAGAGCUGGCUGCCAUUGCCCAGGAGCACAGCAUCGCACUGGACUGUUCUUCAGAGGAGUAAUGGGAGUGUUUUGGCCACCAGCAGAAGAGUGAGGGCUUCUAAAAACCCUAAAGCACAAAACAUGCACAUACAUUACACAUUGAGCUGUAAUGCAAGUGAGUAAUUAUUGUGGAUAUUGUAAUAAAAUGUUGUUUUUAUGCGUAGGUUUGUAUGUACACUAUAUUUAUAUUCCUGGCAGCACUUGAAUAUUUGGAUGUUUUCCCAGUGUGAAUAUGGAUAUUAUGGAUUUACUAUGGAUUAUUUAUAAGUAGACGGAAAUUAUUUGAAGGAGAUUAUUUUGAUGUUUUCUAUAUAUUUGUGGGAUUGGUGCAAAUUAGUUUUAUAUGAUAUUUUCUGAAAUCUUUGCACAAGUAGGUAAUGUCGAAAAAAAAUUAAAACCAUUUGAAGUUUUCUUUUAUUUUAUUUCUGUGGCUGCCAUUUUAAAUCAACCUCCUCCUCCUCAGGAGGGGGAGGUUAGUGCAUAAACUAGUACAAAAAUACACAUAAACAGAGACUAUGCAUCAGAGAGUCUUAACAGUUAUUACUUUUAUCAACACAAACACCAACCACAGUAGUUGGAGCAGCAGAGUAGUAGUAGCAGAUUGCAACUCCCUUGCUUCACCCUCCCUUUCCAUGCGCCAACAAGAAAAUACAGUGGCCAAGAAAUGUGCAAAAAAUGUGAAUGCCUGUAUUUAGAGCCAAUGUUUGAUUUGUACUUUCUGGGCUGCUGUAGAAACAUUGUGGUUCAACAACUUCCCUUUCUUAAAUACAUACAUAACCAUUCUGCUUCUCCAAACUCUCUCCUCUCUGGAAAUUGGAGAGUUUGGUUCAACAACACAUAAGAUUUCUACAAACACAUUUACAUAAAGUAAAUAAUUAAAGAAAUAAUACACUACAGGCAAGAGUUAUUGUAAUUUCUGCAUUUUAAACAAACCAAACCAAACUGAAUGUGUGUUUUUCAGAGAAGUUCAGUAUCAUUUAUGUCCCUCCAGUUGUUAUUGUGCAUCUAUAGAAAUCAGAGGCUUCGCCUGUACUUCAGUUAACCUUGGAGGGUUUUUUAAAGCACAUGGUUUCAUGUAUUGUGUCCACUAUCUGUGUUUACCUGUUUGAAUCAAUUUUUCUUACUGCUGUACUGGUCAUACAUUUUUAUGCUGAAAAUGAAAAAUGAGUGACAAACUUUGAAUCUUAAUCAAAAGGGGACGAUCCUCUGUGAUUAGUUGUGUCUUUCUGUUUUAUAAUGUUUUCCUGAUGUGUCUUUAUAUGCACACAGAGUAAUGACAAAGCCUUAUUUUAACCUACACAGAGAUUUUAGUGCAAGAAACCAAGAUGCAAAAAUGAUGUAUGUUAGUCUUAUGCAAAUAUGAGAUCCCAAUUAAUGUAAUUUGCACUUCUAUGAGUGUGCAUUUAAUUGUUUUUAUUGUAAAAUGUGUGAUUUUUAUUGACAAAUUUCUUUCAUUUUUGCCCUUUUUCACCUGACAAGAGUUAAUUCCUGAUGAUGCUCACCAGGUCAAGUGGUAAAGAGGGUAGAUUUGAGUUCUAAACUCUGAACCAUGCUGUUACUCGGACGUCCAAGUAACAGUAAAGCUUUUUCCCAGUUGAUGUCAAUGCAGCAUGCACACUACCAGCCUCUCUUCAUAAUACAAACUGCGUUUUUAUGGAGAUAUUAUGGGAUGGACCAACCUGACUGAACACUACAGCUCUCAGUUCAGCUCCCUGUGCUCACUCAGAGGCUGAAUGUUAACACUGCCACCUGCUGGCGAAUCACCGCUGGGACACCUUUCCUCUCCUUUUGGAAUAAAUUAUUGCCAAAAUGAAAAUAAUUAAACUGAUUUUGACAAUCUUA